GUUUUGAAGAUGUAACGGACGAGUAACGUAACGAGCCGCGUAACGGACCUCCAGUCGGCGAAUUCACCACGUAACUCUCUGAAAUGCGUAGCGAGUGGCAGACAACUGCAGUGGGGUCGUUUUUUUUAUUCACGUUCCGGGGCCGCGCCAUCAGGCUGUGUGCUCUGUAGGCUUUUCUCUCGGUGAAACACACCGAGGGAUGCGCGACCAGCCAGCACCAUCCUUCGCAAAUCUCGGCAGGAGGUGACUCGAUCGGCAUAUGAAAUCCUCCGGGGCAACACCUGGAGCAUAGAGCUGCUCUGCCUACCUACAGAUAUUGGAUCAACCAAUAACAAUGCAUGGCCUCUAAGCAGCCAAUCAUGGCUCACAGGAAGAGGCCAGGGACCAGCGGAGGAAACAGUAUGGCCGCUCCAGUCCCCGCCCCCUGUUCCGCCCCUCAUCCUACAGAGUCACGUGAUCUGAAAGCUCUCCCCCCUCGGCCACGCCCCAUCCGCUACCCCAAAGAGUCACAUGACCAAAAACCUCUUCCUCGAUCUUGUAAGGCACAAUACUCCUCCCCAAAAGCCCAAGACUUGGCACAUAACCAGCCGGAAGGGGUUGUAGAGGCUGAAGUGGAAGAGACGCAUUACCACAGCCAGCCAGACCCAGAGCUGGAGGACCAGCGGCCAGCGACGCCCUGUACACCGGAACAUGAGCAUGACCAAGAUGACCACGAACAGGCAGACUUCCACGGUGGAGCGGACAGCCUGGAUGAAGACUCCAGCUCCGACUACAUCAACAACACUUCAGAAGAUGAGGAAGAUUACGAUGACGGUCUGGCAGAAGAGGACGAGGGUGUGACUUACUACAUCCGCUACUGCCCAGAGGAUGACAGCUACCUGGAGGGUAUGGACUGCAGCAGCCAGGGAGAGUGCAACCACGGCCACAGCCACAGCCACAGUCAGGGAGACUGCACCAGCACCGCCCAGCCGGGUGGAGCCCACACUGACGAAUGUCAGGAGGCUGUUGAGGAGUGGGUAGAGGAGGCAGAGAGAGAUGGGGAGGUAAGGGAGGAUGAGUGGGUGGAAGACGAGGAGGGGGAAGGUGAGGUUAGGGAAGAGUGGAGAGAGGAGGAAGAGGUGAGGGAAGAGUGGAGAGAGGGGGAAGAGGAGGUGAGGGAGGAGUGGAGGGAGGAGGGGCAAGUCAGAGAGGAGGAGUGGGUGGGGCGAGAGAGGCACAGGGUGGAGGAGUGGGGUGCGGGAGAGGGGGAGGUCCGCUGUGAGGUGGUGGAGCAAGAUCCAGAUGAACAGAUAUACAAUGGACGACCAGAACCCAUUCUGGACCACCACCACCAUCAUCAUCAUCACCACCACCACCACCAACCCUCCCUACAGGACACCUUGCAUCCCCGGCAGGUUGUGGGGGAGGAAGAGGAGGAGGUGGAGAGUGAGGAGUACUGCCCUAAUGAGGAAGAAGACGAGGAAGUCGAGGAGGAGGAGAGACAUGGACAGGCCUACACUGGAGACUACUAUGCCCCCGAGGACAAUGGGAACUCAGUGCGGGUGUCUCCGUACCGCAGCCGCAAGGUGCUGGUGGUGGAGGGGGAGACAGGGGAGGAGGCGGAGGAGGACAUUGACCAAAUUGUUGCCGAGAUCAAGAUGAGCAUGAGCAUGGGAAGUCUAAGCAGUGGCACCGACCAGAGUCCAGAGGAGCUGGUGCAGGACCCCGCACCCAGCGACUACACACAUGCCAAGCCGGACGCAGCCCCCUACCCGCCACCUCACCACCGCCAUGACAGCAGGCCCAAGUCCCUCAACUUGCCGUCCACACGCCACAAUAACCCCGACCUCCAGAGGGGCUUCAAGGUGCACCCACGCUCCCCUGAAGACAGGCAGAGAUGGCCACAGGAGGUGAGCAACGGUGCAGAACAACCCAGAAAACAGCAGCGCUCCGACCUCAACGUCCCCCUAGAGAAUAACAAUGUACCAGAGCCAACAAAGAAGGCUGCGUCAUUCCCCAGCUUUGUUGAUGUCCCAGGACCCUGCGAGCCAGAGGACCUGAUUGAUGGGAUUAUCUUUGCUGCUAACUACCUGGGCUCCACUCAGCUGCUGUCUGAGAGGAACCCCUCAAAGAACAUACGCAUGAUGCAGGCCCAGGAGGCUGUCAGCAGGGUCAAGAGGGUUCAGAAGGCUGCCAAAAUCAAGAAAAAGGCGAGCGCAGAUGGAGAUGCUCAAACCCUCACUGAGGUGGACCUGUUCAUCUCCACCCAGAGGAUCAAAGUUCUCAAUGCAGACUCACAGGAAACAAUGAUGGACAAUGCACUACGUACUAUAUCCUACAUUGCUGAUAUUGGGAACAUCGUAGUUCUGAUGGCACGACGCCGGAUGCCACGUACCGCUUCCCAGGACUGUAUCGAAACCACACCAGGGGCCCCUGAGGCGAAGAAGCAGUACAAGAUGAUCUGCCAUGUCUUUGAGUCUGAGGACGCCCAGCUUAUAGCUCAGUCCAUCGGCCAGGCGUUCAGCGUAGCUUACCAGGAGUUUCUGAGAGCCAAUGGCAUCAACCCUGAGGACCUGAGCCAGAAAGAGUACAGUGACAUCAUCAACACCCAGGAGAUGUACAAUGAUGACCUCAUUCAUUUCUCCAACUCGGAAAACUGCAAAGAGCUGCAGCUGGAGAAGAGCAAAGGUGAGAUCCUGGGUGUUGUGAUAGUGGAGUCCGGCUGGGGCUCCAUCCUGCCCACAGUCAUCUUAGCCAACAUGAUGAAUGGUGGACCUGCAGCGCGCUCUGGCAAGCUCAGCAUCGGAGAUCAGAUCAUGUCCAUCAACAACACCAGCCUAGUGGGGCUGCCGCUCGCCACCUGUCAGGGAAUCAUCAAGGGCUUGAAGAACCAGGUCCAGGUCAAACUGAACAUUGUCAGCUGCCCUCCUGUCACCACCGUCCUCAUCAAGAGACCAGAUCUUAAAUAUCAGCUGGGCUUUAGUGUCCAGAACGGCAUUAUAUGCAGCCUGAUGCGGGGAGGCAUUGCAGAGCGAGGUGGCGUCCGUGUCGGCCACAGAAUCAUAGAGAUCAACGGGCAGAGUGUGGUGGCCACAGCACAUGAGAAGAUUGUCCAGGCUCUUUCGAACUCUGUUGGCGAGAUCCACAUGAAGACGAUGCCAGCGGCCAUGUUCAGACUCCUAACAGGGCAGGAGACCCCUAUGUACAUAUAAAUGAUGGACAAGGACCAUUCUGAUUGGCUAUCAGAGUCUUGAGAGGGCAAACCAAGCUGACCAAUGACUGGGGGAGGAUGGCUUCUCCUCGUCAAGACAGUCAUUUACCUUUUUGUUUCCAGCUGAAAUGUUUAUCACCCCCCCUUUCCCUGUGCUUAACAUGCAACGGCCAUUCCAUUGACACUUGAGAUGCUUCGCCCAUCUGACCAGCUGAAGAUUCGGUGUGUGUGGAUAUUGUUUAUGUUAUUUAUUUGUCUCGUCUGUGCUUUUGUGUGUCAGUUCAGUGAGACUGUAUGGAACGAUCGCGUGACUGCAUCACAAUUUAUUUUUUAUAUUCAUAUAAUGUAAUAUGGUACUUCUACUGUACUUCUUGUAUACAGUUUCAUUUUCUUCUGUUAUUUAUUUCUCAUGUAAAUACAUAUUUUGCUAAUAUUGCAACUGAAGGAAAUCGGAGAGGGCCACGGUUGCGUUGUAUAUAUUUACUGAAUCUUCCUUCUUCCUUCUUCCUUCUUCUUUGAUUUAAUAGCAGACAGUGAUGACGGCAAAGACACAAUUUUCUGCUGGUUAUCCUAGUAGUUGCCUGUGAAAAGGAAGGUUUUGAGGAAUCAUUUUAGUGUUUCAAAUGUUUGGGUUAGGUAUGCUAAGUUGAUUGAUGAUGUAAUGUACCUGUGAAUCAAACCGAUGCUUGCAGCAGGGGUUUUAAGGGAGAAAAUGCCAUAUCCUACUGAUUUUCUUUGUUUUAGGGCAAUACAAAAGUUCAAACUCUGAAUGGCAAGUCUUUUCUAAAUCCCAUGUACAAACAGGACACUCACACACUCACACCUGCGGAACAAGCAGCUCAAAGGGAAUAUGCAUUGAUUAUGCUUUUGAAAUCAAAGUCGUGUAUGAAAAAUGAAGUUGCAUUUUCUUUUAUGUGCUAUUCUACUGUAUGUUCAUCUUAAGUGUUUCCUGAUUGAAAUGCAUACUACGAGUGGAUUGUGAAUGUUGUGUUUGUGUGAGCUGUUCCAUUGCCAUAAGCAGUAUUAGAAUGUCUGUACAUAAAAGGAAACUUGUCUAGUAUUGUGCUCAUGUAAAAAAAAAAAAAAAAAAAAAAAAAGAGGAAAAAAAAAAUCACACGGUUUAAUCACUGCAAACAUGUUCCCCUCCUGUACGUCAGCUUUCAGCCUUGAGAGAGAAAGAGAGAACUGUGAAUCACACACUGUGAUAGAAAAAGCCUUACCGCUGAGUAACGGUUUUACAAUGCAUUGUACUAAAAAAUCUAACCAUAUGAACAUUAUCUGUGUGCAUGCCUCUUAAAAUAGUAUCAAGUCAUUGUGGCAAGAUAAUAAAAUCUAAGUUAAA
Molecule: messenger RNA, 4532 nt
Organism: Myripristis murdjan (pinecone soldierfish)
Lineage: Eukaryota; Metazoa; Chordata; Actinopteri; Holocentriformes; Holocentridae
Gene: apba2b
Product: amyloid beta (A4) precursor protein-binding, family A, member 2b
Exons: 16
Coding region: 339-3191 (950 amino acids)
Biological process (GO): chemical synaptic transmission
Cellular component (GO): cytoplasm; dendritic spine; plasma membrane
Molecular function (GO): amyloid-beta binding; protein binding
Source: RefSeq, a predicted model, not a curated record